Megalobrama amblycephala (Wuchang bream) is the source of this 1103-nucleotide messenger RNA. RefSeq lists its product as uncharacterized. The transcript is spliced from 2 exons. Lineage: Eukaryota; Metazoa; Chordata; Actinopteri; Cypriniformes; Xenocyprididae. The coding region runs from base 254 to 1093 and encodes 279 amino acids. The record is from RefSeq and is a predicted model, not a curated record.
GAGGAAGUGUUUGUUGACAGUUUGCACUUUAGCAUGGCAGCUUGCGGACAAACUUGGAGUUGUGAGGAGGUGCGGAGCCUCAUAGAAAUUUGGACUGAUGACCAUAUUAGGUCCCAACUUUCGAAAACUCAUAAGAACAGCGCGAUCUUCUCAUUGUUUAGCAAACAACUCAGGGAAAGGGGGUUUGAUAGAUCUGUGGAACAGUGCCGGGUUAAGGUAAAGAAGCUCCGCCAGCAGUACAUCCAAGUGCGGGAUGCACUUAAUAAAACGGGCAGCUCGGGUAAGGAGAAAGACAAGUUCCCCUGGUAUGAUGACCUCGAUAAUAUACUUGGGACAAAACCCUGACGUCGAUCCGGUGGAUGUUGUUGAGUCCCAUGAAAGUUCAACAUCGUCCGCUUCCAGUGAUGCUAUUGAUGCUAGCACUGUUGACCAAGCUACCGCAUCUAAUACCGAUGUUGACGUGGGAGAUUCAAGCAACAUAUCCUCUGAUGUAGAUGUCACAAACACCGUUGCUGAUGCAGGAGUGUCUGAUGAUCCAAGUACAGAGAGCAGUGCCAAUGAAGAAGGCAUCAUAGGAGAAAGACUGCCCAUUCCUGGAGCCAAAGCUCGAAAAAGAAAGAUAAAGUCUUGCAAAGCUGAUGUUGACAUCCAGGCAUAUAUGAUGGACAACAAAACGAUGCUGACAGAACUGCAUAGAGCUGAACAGAGCCAGGUGGCUCAAGAAGCUGCCUGUUUUGAGAGAAUAUUGAAGGCACAACAGGAGGCUGAGGAGAGAAGAUUCCAGGUGAUGCAGGCACAGCAACAGGCCACUAACCAGAUGUUUCUGCAACUAAUGGGCACUCUAGCAAGUGCACUGAAUCCUGGUCAGCCUCCACCUCAUUCCUCAACAAUGCCAGCCUGGACCACGACACCCCCACCAACAUCAAUCCCUAGUGCUUGGUCCUUGCCCCACCUGUUUCAGCCAACUGCCCUGCUGCCAAUGAAUGAUCCACAUCACCACCGGCAAUCAGAAUCUCCAUCCACCCAAGAAGAACAUCCUAGCCCUUCAUCCAUUAUACAUGACAUUAAUAGUACAUACUACUACAAGAUGUAGUUUUUUUGGG